This is a messenger RNA of Camellia sinensis, 1656 nucleotides long. The record is from RefSeq and is a predicted model, not a curated record. Lineage: Eukaryota; Viridiplantae; Streptophyta; Magnoliopsida; Ericales; Theaceae.
CGAAAUAACUUUAUUUCUCUUGGGCCGGAGUAACUUCUCGGCCCAUUUUACCCAGUCCGUCGUACUUUGGGCCAUGAAGUCCAUCUCAUAGCUCGGCCCAAUUUUCACCAAAAAUUACCCUCUCACAAGCCAUGUUGGAAGUAAAAUCUUUCACCUAUUCUGCAUAUGGGAAAUUCUCCAACAAUUCUCACCGUCUAGCCACUGUUCAACUUGAAUCAGAACUUCAAAAUUGGCGCUCAUGCUUUGCUCAAUACAUUUCUGCUCAAAAGGCAUAUGUUAAAGCUCUUGAUGGAUGGCUAUCCAAAUUCAAUGCUCGGGAAUUUGAUUUUUACUCUAGGAGUAGUAAGUCUUCUUCGGUUUUGCCAUCUCAAAACAACGGUCCACCAUUAUUUGUGAUUUGUCAUGGUUGGUUAACUUCGUUAGAAAAGUUACCCGACAUGUCAGUAAUGCAUGCGAUGACAAACUUUGGGAAGUGUAUCCAGGAAUUGUGUACCCAACAAGGAGAGGAGCAGCACCAGAAGAGGAAGGUUGCUGGACUCAGAAAAGAACUCGACAAGAAGGUUCUAGCAUUCCAUAGGGCGGAGGGAAAAAUUCUUGAGUCUAAGGUCUCUGGAAAAAAUACAGAGGUGGAUGUGAAACAUCGGGAUGAGUGCUUGGUGGUGAGGAAAGAUCAGUUGGAUGUGUUGAGGAAGAAGCUCGAUGCAGAGAAGGCGAAGCAUUGUGAGAGCAUGCAAGAGACACAACAGUUGACUUUACGCAGAUUUCAGGAAGGAUUUUCUUCAGUUUUCAAGUCGUUGAUGGAGUUUUCCAAGGCUUCUUUGAAGAUGUAUGCUGAACUUGUGGUGAAAAGUAAAGAUAGUAAGGUAGGGGAUGAGAACGGUGAACUUUCAAGUCAAUAAUAAGAGAUAGAAGUAGAAGUUUGGAAGGGGUUUAGGCAUCCAGGUUUCAGAAACUUGGACAUGUAGGCUAUGUUUGUUUGGGCGGACUGGAUUAGCAUUCCCAUGACUAAUAGUUUUAGGAUUACGAAUUCGUUGGAUUAUGUAUCCUAUCUUAACUAAUAGUCAAGUUUAAAAUAAUUAGUCCGUACUUCAAUUGUUUAACCAAACAUCGGAUUAAUAAUUUUAUUGGACUAUUAGUCCAAUCCCAAGCUCAUGUCCACCUAAACAAACAUGGCCGUAUAGAUUUUAAAGGAGCUCACUUGGACAUGUAUUUAUAUAUGGCUCUCUCUUGUUCAAUUGUAGCAAAUUUAAAAAAAAUCCAUAUGUAGGCUAGGGCAACUGGACGGGCUUAAGAAAAAGUACACAAAAAUUAGCCUGAAAAUAAAGUGUGUGAAUCAGAUUUAUUCUAAAAUCGUUCAAACCAAACUAAGUUUAAAUUUACAGGAUACAUUUCAGUUUCGGGAUACGUAAAUUUCAAUUUUUGUAUUUUUUGUUGCAAAGUCUACAAGAAUUGAUGCAUAUUUAGUAUAUCAAAUGUGUUUUUGAAGGUUCAGUGUACAAAUUUGGAUGUCAGUGCUUCACUUGUGGCUGCUAAUGAUUUUUCUUAUUAACCAAACAAACCAGAGGAAAAAAACAAAAAAAGAGUAGACAAUCAAAAGCUCCUCAAUUGAAGCACAAGUUGUCCAAGUUCUAUAGGUCCAACCCUCUCACUCAGAAA